Paramuricea clavata is the source of this 2497-nucleotide messenger RNA. NCBI's taxonomy places the organism in Eukaryota, Metazoa, Cnidaria, Anthozoa, Malacalcyonacea, Plexauridae. The record is from the annotation of a GenBank genome assembly.
AUGAUCGUCAACUUCAUUAAAAGCCAACUAUUCUGGACGGUGUUGCUAUACUACAUCUCUAUAGUCCUUGGUGAAGCCUUAACGGAAGAACGAAAUCCACAGGAACAGCAAUUCUUUCGAAUCACACUAGGUGCGUAUCAUUUCACAAGGAGAUUGGAACUUAAAUGCUUAAUGAUCUUUUUGCGAUAUACAUUUGCAAAUUCAGAAUCGAUCACCAAACCACUUGAAAGUUAUAUUAAGUAAACCUGGCACGUUCACACCAAAUUUAUAGAUUGUUAGUAUUUUAUUACUUGUCCUCAGUGCGGUGUAUAGGAUUACUAAAUGUUAGUUCCAUAUAAAGUUAAUGUUGCAAAAUUCCCUGACUAUUUUUAACUAAAACAUUUGAGUCAAAAUAUUCUAAGCAAAAUAAUGCCUUAAAAUGUUUAAAAAAUUAUCAAAUUAAUGAGAAAAUUUACUGAAAAACAAUCUGUUUUUGAGUUAUUAGAAUUUGAGUCGUUAUUGUGUGCAUGAAUUCCCUGAAGUUUUUGAGCGGAAAUACUCAAUGACACUUUACAUUGAAGACUGAUUAAGUAUACAUGCAGUAAAUAGGCUACUACAAGUAAUUUGCUCAAAAAUAUUUUGUGGAUAUCCCAAAAAUAAGUAUCGACCCCCAGUUUAGAAUAUCAGCAAGCGACCGGGUCUCAUGUGAACAUGACCAGUUGCGUUCUAAUUUCAUCAUAGCAGUAUAAUUAUGACAUGAACAUUUUCAGGUGUUCGAUCUCAGCGCGAAGCGUACGUCAGCUUAAGAUCGAAGACAGCAUUGGAUUGUGUCUUGUUUUGCCUCAGAGAAAAAUUGACUUGCACAUCUCUCAAUUAUGCUGAAUCUACUACGGUCAAUAAUGGCAAGGAUAAUUGUCAAUUACACAAUGAAACCAAGAAUGAUGAUGAAAAUUCAUUAAAGUUCCUGAAAGAUGAUAGAUACACUUUUUAUCGGAUACCCGCCAGAGUAUCACAUGAAUCAGAAAAUGUAACUGAACAGGUAUACCCAUCCUGGUUUUGAACUGACAUACAGUAAUUUUUUCCUCGUAUUUAGGGAAUGCAUGUUUGUAACUAUAUAGCAGCCGGAUUCGAUUCUUGCCUUUUGCCUGGCGCAAGAAAGAAGAUGGUCUCCAUUGAUGAACACUUAUAUCUAUAUCUUGUUUUACAUAACCAAAAAAGUUUUACAUAUUACAGUGCGUCUACAGUAAGUGGAGCCGCUUAGAGAACACUAACCAAUCACAUUGCAUGAGAAAAAUAGAAAAUCAACAAACGGCGCAUUAGCCAAUCAGCAUUAGGCCAAAAACAAUUGUCAAACGGUAAAAAUAGACUUGAAAAAUAAACACUGCAGUUACUGGCUUCCUGAAGCGAACUCCAUGCUUUCUUUUGAUUGGACGAGCUGUAGUUUGAUUAGAUUUCUACUUUUGUUCUGCAAUGUGAUUGGUUAGUGUUAUCUAAGUGGCGUUAGUGGCCCCACUUACAGUAGAGGCACUGUAACUGAAUUCGACAACUGCAUAUCAUUAUACACUUAAUGUCCGCUUCUGAGGGAAAUAUUCCCGGGAGUCUCAACUAUUUCCCGACGCAACAGGCAUUAACAUUUGUGUUUUGUAUGUAGCGAUAAAAGAAAAAAAUAAAAUUCAUAUAGCAAUUGUAUUUCACGACAACUCUAUAGUCCAAACGAGUUUAAAGUUCCACUAAAACGAUUAUAGCUGCAUAUCCUGUUGCCCGUUAUGCAUUUUGCUGUCUUUGACAUUCUUAAUUCUAACACAAACUUAGAAAGUCUAGAUAAUCGUAGUUUAAAACUUACGAUUUGUGCCGCAAUUUUAUUUCGUUUUAGGCAAACACAACUGCUUCAAAUUAUCUUGACCAUUUCAACGACGGUAAUAAAACAUCAGGUAAUUACACCAUCUUGGAUCAAGCACAAAACCUUCGCACAGUGUAUUGUGAUAUGGAAUCUGAACCAGGAUCCAUUUGGACUCUUAUCAUGUCAUUUGCGAGAGAAAACAAAGAUUUGAGUGCAUUCAAAUCCAUAGAAAUGUCUGCACCUUCCCCCCGAAACAAAAACGCUCCGAAUUGGUCUGACUACCGAAUGGGCAAGCGUCUAAUAGUUCAUGUAAACUCCAAAGCAACUCAUUGGCGAGUUACAUGCAGUUUUCAGCAAUCUGGAGUCGACAUCAAGACUGACUACGUCCGAGCUGCGUUUGCUGAUUUUGAUUUCAUGGGUAAAUUUUGGGAUGGGUGCAAAAACGUGAGUUACAUAAGUGUCAUGGGACAAUUUUGUUCACACUGUACCGCAUACUGGCGGCAGGGUGAUAACUUUACCCUGACUAUCCCCGCAGUUAGUCCAGACCCUUUUUGCGACAUAAAAAGCGAUGAGAGUGAAAACUUCUAUUUUGGUGCGUACCACACUUACGAUCCCGCAUUUCGUUGUACAGAAUCUCCAAAUUCAACAACGAAUUACUGGUUCGGUUCUUAUGCUUGA